Sinocyclocheilus grahami is the source of this 5066-nucleotide messenger RNA. RefSeq names its product aryl hydrocarbon receptor nuclear translocator-like protein 1. The record is from RefSeq and is a predicted model, not a curated record. Gene Ontology annotation, molecular function: protein dimerization activity; DNA-binding transcription factor activity. The transcript is spliced from 21 exons. Bases 1796 to 3451 code for a protein of 551 amino acids. NCBI's taxonomy places the organism in Eukaryota, Metazoa, Chordata, Actinopteri, Cypriniformes, Cyprinidae. Gene Ontology annotation, cellular component: transcription regulator complex; nucleus; cytoplasm. Gene Ontology annotation, biological process: regulation of DNA-templated transcription.
CCCUAGUUUGUAUCUAUAUGAAGGUAAAUAAAUGAUAACAGAAUUUAAAUUUUUGGCUGACCUAUUGCAUGAAGCUGUGUUUUGGACAUCAUUAAACAGUGAAUUGAAACUGUUAAAAACUCUUUUAAACUGUUAUUUUUUUAUGCUUCAACUGAUGAUGCCUAUGUUCAUACGAUAUGCCUAUUAUAAUACCUUUGAUUUGUGAACUUUGUAUGAUCUUCGACUGUAAUAUUUUGAUCAUGGACUGUGGGGUGAAUAGGUCAGAUGUGCUUCCUAAAUACCAAAUUAUUCACUGUAAUUUAGUCAUUUUGUUCAUGAAAACCAUAAUUAACACAGAUCACAUCGGACCUUUUCCUGUCUUUUUAAUAAGGAUAAUAACAUCCUGUAAGUGAACAGACUUAAGUGACCUACAUACACUGCCGCUUUUGUGAACUUCUGCUUGUUUCCUUUCCUCUACGACCUUCACACGCUAUGCCUUUGGUUUCCUCUCUGUUCAUGUAACCUACAUCGUCUUGAUAUGAUCUUGUGGUUGAUUUGGAUCAUUUGAUUUAUGUUUUUCAGAGCACUAUAUUAGUGUGUGUGUGUGUGUGUAUGGUGUAAGAUGAGCCAUUUGUUACUUAUAUGGUCCUCAACAGUUUGUGGAAUAAAAUUAAAUAAAAACUGAUUUAGAAUCAAGGAAUAAAUGUCACUGAAACUAAUAAACAUUUUAUUCAAAAUAUUCAUGGCAUAGUAGCUUUUCUGCAAUGCUGAACAGACAAUUAGGGACUACACAUGAAAAGAUAUGUGACACAACAAGUACAGAAGGAGAAGACUCAGAGGUAACAUCAACAACAAAGUGUUUAUUCACAUGUAUUUCAGAGAAGCAGCAUGGUAAACAGGUGAGUAUAAAAUGCAAUGAAUAUAGAAAGCACUUAGCUUGAGCGUAAACAGUUUGUUGCAGGUGCUGGCGGGUGUGUGGUGAAUGCUUAGUGAAGACUGGACCUGAAGACUGACUGAAGACAGGAAAGUAUCCAAGAAAAAAGCAGGGAAUUUCAGAGAAGCAGCGUGGUAAACAGGUGAGUAUAUAAUUCAAUGAAGAUAGAAAGCACUAGUGAUGUUACGCUCAACACGGAAGAUCCGAAGCUUGUAUAAAAAAAACAACAACACAUUUCACAUCAAAGCACUGUAUCGGAGCUUGAUUCGUUUUGACAAAAGCACAUGAUCUAUGACAUUUGAAGCUUCGUUUGUCUGAAAACCACAUGCCUGCUUUAGUAUCUGGUUCAAACGACAUGAACCACUGGUGAACUGCAUUUUUUUUCAAUAUCGUAAUUAAAUAUUAAGCUCAAAUGAACUUUGCCUAUGAAAUAACCGGACUGAGGCAGAGUUAAACUAGACAGAUUGCGGAUUUAAUUUAUGAAUUUAUGUUUCAUUUAUUUUACUUAUUUUACUGCCAGUACACCGAUACAUUAUUUAGAUACAAUAAAAUAAAACAGAAUCAGUUGUAGAACCAGAUGUGAAACCAGCUGCUGUAAUGGACCACCGCAAUUUGGAAGGUGUUACUCAUUUUCAUGACCACUAGAUCAUGGCCACAACAUAAACCGUGUUGAAAAGCUUUGAGUAAUGAACCUUUUUCCGAUACAAUUGUGUUGAAAGCUUAAGUGGUUCAGAACGCUUCACUUCACCAUCACUAGAAAGCACUUGAGCAUAAACAGUUCUUUGUUGCAGGUGCUGGCGGGUGUGUGGUGAAGGCUUAGUGAAGACUGGAACUGAAGACUGACUGAAGACAGAAGAGGAUCGCAUCAGAAAGCCUCAGUUAAUGGUGAAGAAAGAGCAACCCUCGUCUAUCUCUGAUGAUCUAAUGGCAGACCAAAGAAUGGACAUAACUUCCACGAUGAAUGAGUUCAUGUCUCCCAGUUCCACUGACCUGAUCAGCAGCUCAAUGGGAAUGCCGGGCAUGGACUACACCCGCAAGAGGAAGGGCAGCAUCACCGACUAUCAAAUUGAUGGAUUUUCAUUUGAAUCUGAGGCUUCAUGGAUGAGAUUCCUCAUCCCAAUCUCACAGCUCACACAAACCGCUGAGAGUGAAUGGCACAGUAUGGACAUAGACAAGGACAAACAACUUGGAAGGGUUGAUCAGCAGAUUAAAAAUGCAAGGGACGCUCACAGUCAGAUAGAAAAGAGACGCAGAGACAAGAUGAACAGCUUUAUUGAUGAGCUGGCUUCAUUAGUGCCUACCUGCAACGCCAUGUCCCGCAAGCUGGACAAACUCACGGUGCUGCGCAUGGCGGUCCAGCAUAUGAAAACACUUCGAGGUGCUGCAAACCCUUAUACUGAAGCUAACUACAAGCCAGCUUUUUUAUCAGAAGAUGAGCUGAAGCACUUAAUAUUAAGGGCUGCUGACGGUUUUCUGUUCGUUGUGGGCUGUGAUCGGGGAAAGAUCCUUUUUGUGUCAGAGUCUGUCUACAAAAUUUUAAAUUACAGUCAGAAUGACCUGAUUGGCCAGAGUUUGUUCGAUUAUUUGCAUCCUAAAGACAUUGCAAAAGUCAAAGAGCAGCUCUCAUCUUCUGACACAGCCCCACGCGAAAGACUCAUCGAUGCUAAAAGACUCACACUACCAGAUUUGCAACCCACAGAGUAUGUCUCACGCCAUACCAUUGAUGGGAAGUUUGUCUUUGUGGACCAAAGGGCCACAGCCAUUCUAGCUUAUCUACCUCAAGAGAUGCUGGGCACGUCGUUCUAUGAGUAUUUCCACCAGGAUGACAUCGGACAUCUUGCUGAAUGCCAUAGACAGGUGCUGCAGAUGAGAGAGAAGAUCAACACCAACUGUUACAAGUUCAAGAUUAAAGAUGGCUCUUUUAUAACUUUAAGAAGUCGCUGGUUCAGUUUCAUGAACCCUUGGACCAAAGAAGUAGAGUACAUUGUCUCGACUAAUACAGUCGUCUCAGGCAGUUCUCUUGAUGGAGCAGAGCCUGGUUAUCCUCAGCUCACUGCUUCCCCCCAGAGUAUGGACAGCAUCCUUACAGCUGGUGACAGCUCAGGGAAGACUGUCCCUGGAAUCCCUGGAGGCACAAGACCCGGAGCAGGAAAGAUUGGCCGCAUGAUCGCUGAGGAAGUGAUAGAGAUACAAAGGAUAAGAGGCUCAUCGCCCUCUAGUUGUGGCUCAAGUCCCCUCAACAUCACCAACAGCACACCCCCUCCUGACACAUCCUCGCUGGAGGGCAGGAAGAUUUCAAAUGGUGGAACUCCAGACAUUCCUUCAGCAGGGAUGGUGUCGGGCCAGGACAGCAUAGGAUAUCCUUACUCUAACAGCUCGAUUUUAAGUGAUCAUUCACACAUCGGUAUCGGUGACAUCAUGGAUGAGCCGGGCUCCAGCAGUGAUGAGGCUGCCAUGGCGAUCAUCAUGAGCCUGCUGGAGGCGGACGCAGGUCUGGGAGGUCCCGUAGACUUCAGUGACCUGCCCUGGCCACUGUGAGAGUCCUGAAGGAGACUGUCACAGAUCAUGUGUACAAUCCAUCUCAACCGCGUUCAAACCAGCUAUGACCCUGACAAUCUUUUUGGUGUCAUUGCAUUUGUUUUUGUCAUGGUGCCUCAGGUAACUCCACCCACAGCAAAAUCGUAUUGGUCCACAACCUCAUUCCACAGCUGUAUGUUCAAAUGUGCCAAAUGUAGACUGUAAAAAAAGAUGGAUGACACAUCUCCACUUUGUUCUGCUGUAGAAAAGUGACGGCAAAAAAUCCCAUUAUGGCCACUGUCAUCUUGCAGAAAUGACAUCAUUCUGAGACCGAUUUUGCACAGUAGUGAUUCGUUUGGAGCCCGUGUUUGCAAAGUACUGAUCGUGAGGUGGAGCUGCGGUAUCAAAGUUCCUCGCAAAUUCCCGUAGGCCCAAUCGCAAGCUCACACUCCCGUUUUUAACGAACCAUCAAAUAAUGAACUAAAAGCAAGCUAAAUAGAAAAAUGAACACACACAAAACUACCUGAAAUGAUGGAAACCAUCUUGGGGAAAAGUUUAUUUUAAGUGUAAUUCGAUUUUUAUUUUUUUAGUUUGGCUUAAGUCCCAUUCGUUUACAUCGGCUUCACUUUUCAGGACGUGUGCGGCACACGGUGUCAAAUAGGUGAUACUGUCAUUAUUUCACUUUCAUUGAGGACAAAAAUUGGUUUAUAGCACCUGGUUGGGACACAAUCUUCUUGCAACACACCAUUAUCAGUGCUGGUACGGUAUCUAAGGAUAUUGUUUCAGUCUACAGAAUGGAGCACUUAAUGCCAAACAACUAAAUGCCACAAAUCCUGUUGGGCUUACAGAUGUUUUUUUUUUUAUAUCCACCUCUUUUUUUUUUUUUUUUUUUUGUAUUUCUGCAUAUUUGCUUACUAAUCCAAUUUUGGUGAUCCAUGUGAAUUGUAGCCUCAGGCCACAAACAAUGAAUUGAUUUAGACAUUAUAUUCUCUGCAAGUAUAAAAUGUGCAUAUUUUUUUUCGUUGAGAUCUGCUUUUAAACUGAAUACCAAGUAUUCCUAAACUUGAUUGCUAUGUAAAAUGGCUCUAGCUUAUUGUAUUGCAAUGUAUAUUGUUUCUCAAAUCCUCUGCAUCUAUUCUGUAACUGGAACUAUUUUUAUCCCAUGUGUUACACGAUCAUAACAGUUUCUAUUAUAAUCUUUCCCAUCAGCGAAACACCAAAAGCAACCAAAAAUUAAACUUCAUGUCAAACGCUGUACAUUAUAUUAUAUAUCUUUAUUAAUACAAUGAUUUUCAAGCACUUGAACAGACAGAUCUUGAGCAGAUAAAUUAAUGUCGAUCCCAAAAAAAACACGGCAUUUGUUCACCAGGCAAAUGGACCUCCUGAGGAGACACAUGAGCUUUGAGGAGAUCAAGAGGAGAGCUUUCCAAAAGAACCCAACCCAAAUGCAUCAAAUGAAAAGAACAUCAAAAUGAUAAUAAUUAAACUCAUUGCAGUAAUAUAGUAAAAUGGAAAAGACCAAUAGUAAUAAUAGUUAUAAUCAUAUAAUACGCCCAAUUACAAAAUAAGUGAGGUUGCAAACUUCAUUUCAAACAAACAAAAAUACAUUUCCUUUGGUCAAGUAAAAAAAAAAAAA